AUGGCAUCAAAUCGGUCGAGCACCGAUUUAGAAAGCGCUAUUGGCGUGCUGGGCAGCUCCCCUCUCGACACCGUUAAAACUAUCAUCUCCUGCCUCGCGACUCUCGGGAACAGCGCGGUCAUCGUUGUGAUGCUGGUCAGACACAAAGUGUUCAGCUCUUUCACCAACCGCCUCAUCCUGCACCAGUCUUUUAUCGACGCAGCUGCCGGCGUCGUGUUUUACUGCAGUACUGUCCUCAAGCGCCCCAGCACCGUCGUUGUCUCCCAGGAAGGCAACACCGCCGACAGACUGGUUUGUAGUUUCCUGUUUUCCGAUUACUUCCUCUGGUCUUUGAACGUUACAUCUACCUACAAUCUCGUCAUUAUCUCACUUGAGCGUUUCAUGGGGACUUGCCACCCGCUGAAGCACCGAAAGCACAUGAACACUACACUAAAACUGGGCGCGGUAGUGACGUCCUGGGGUGUCGGCUUCGUCUACAGCUUCCACUUAACCCUCUUAGUGGAGCCUAUCCGAGGGCGUUGUCAGUUCGUGGCGGUAAGUCACGCCAUGAAGAUUUGCAUUGGUGUGCUUGCGUUCACCGUGGAGUACGUCCUGCCCAUUCUGACAAUGGUGUAUUCCUACGGUAAGAUACUCAUCGCGCUGACGAAGAAUUUGGUCAACCCGGUAACCCCUCGGCAACACUUCGUUCACAGGGCCAAGAAGAACGUCCUGGUGACCCUCCUAAUGGUCACCACGGUGUUUGUGAUCUGUUGGACGCCGUCAGAGUGUUACUACGUAGGGGUACUUGUGCUCAACCUUCGGGAAAACGAGACCUUGUACAUCUCCUUCACCACGCUGCUGGCCUGCAACCUCUUCAUCAACCCAGUCAUUUACAGCUUCAUUUAUCAUAAUUUCCGCUUUCACCUCCGGGACCUGGUGCUUGGACGAUUCCACAGAAAUCGCGUUGAGAAUAUCGCAAUGAACCGACGUCGCUCGGUGAACAUAGGCCUACCAUGA
Molecule: messenger RNA, 996 nt
Organism: Acanthaster planci (crown-of-thorns starfish)
Lineage: Eukaryota; Metazoa; Echinodermata; Asteroidea; Valvatida; Acanthasteridae
Product: trace amine-associated receptor 2-like
Biological process (GO): G protein-coupled receptor signaling pathway
Cellular component (GO): membrane
Molecular function (GO): G protein-coupled receptor activity
Source: RefSeq, a predicted model, not a curated record